GCGCACGGCCCGGCCCGGCUCUGGGCGCCAAGAUGGCCGCGUACCUGCAGUGGCGCCGCUUCGUGUUCUUUGACAGGGAGCCGGUGAAGGAGCCGGCCGGGCCCGACGGGGGGAAGCCCUUCGCCCUUCCGCCGGGCGUCACCGUCUGCGACUCGGGCAGAGGCAGCCUGGUGUUCGGGGAUAUGGAAGGUCAGAUCUGGUUCUUGUCACGCUCCCUUCAGCUUAGCAGUUUCCAGGCUUACAAGCUGAGGGUGACUCACCUGUACCAGCUGAAGCAGCACAGCAUCUUGGCUUCUGUUGGUGAAGAUGAAGAAGGCAUUAACCCACUGGUUAAAGUCUGGAACUUAGAGAAACGAGAUGGUGGGAAUCCUCUUUGCACAAGGAUUUUCCCAGCAAUACCGGGUAACAAACCUACAGUUGUCUCCUGCCUAACUGUCCAUGAGAAUCUUAACUUCAUGGCUAUUGGUUUUGCAGAUGGAAGUGUUGUGCUUACAAAAGGGGACAUCACACGAGACCGACACAGUAAGACCCAGAUCUUACAUGAAGGCAAUUACCCGGUCACUGGCCUUGCCUUCCGCCAGUCUGGGAAAAUGACCCACCUUUUUGUUGUCACCACGGAGAACAUCCAGUCCUAUAUGCUGUCAGUGAAGGAUUAUCCUCGUCUGGAGCUGGACACACAUGGUUGCGGUUUACGCUGCUCCACGCUCAGCGACCCCUCCCAGGACCUCCAGUUCAUUGUGGCAGGAAACGAAUGUGUGUAUCUGUACCAGCCAGAUGAGCGUGGCCCCUGCUUUGCCUUUGAGGGCCAGAAAUUGCUUGUUCACUGGUAUCGGGGAUACCUCAUCAUUGUUUCCAAGGACCGGAAGAGCUCUCCAAAAUCAGAGUUUGCUGGGAGCGACCCACAGAACUCUGACAAGCAAAUCUUGAAUGUCUACGACCUGUGUAACAAGUUCAUUGCGUACAGCUCGGUCUUCGAUGACGUGGUGGAUGUCUUAGCAGAGUGGGGGUCUCUCUACGUGCUGACUAGAGAUGGGAAGAUCCAUGCGCUUCAGGAGAAGGAUACUCAGACCAAACUUGAGGCAUUGGGGUUGGAAAAGUCCAUAGCGAUGGAGAACAAGACACUGAGGAACACUCAGGAUGAAAAUGGCCUGAAAAACAGAGUUAUCCGAGUGGGCACCAGGAGGAGUCAGCUGGCCCGGAUUCAGACAGACAGUGUGGUGGAAAUGCUCCGCAAGCGAUACCUCAACCUUCAUUUUGAGAUUGUUGCCAUGUCAACAACUGGAGACAAGAUCCUGGACACUGCUCUUUCCAAGAUUGGAGAGAAGAGCCUCUUUACCAAGGAGCUGGAAAAUGCACUGGAAAGAAAUGAAGUUGACCUGGUUGUUCACUCCUUGAAGGACCUGCCAACUUCGCUCCCGCCUGGCUUCACCAUUGGGGCCAUCUGCAAAAGGGAAAACCCCCAUGAUGCUGUCGUUUUUCAUCCAAAGAACUAUGAGAAGACCCUCAACAGCCUUCCUGAAAAGAGUGUGAUUGGAACCAGUUCACUUCGGCGAGCAGCUCAGCUCAAAAGGCGGUUCCCUCAUCUGGAAUUCAGGGAUAUUAGAGGAAAUUUAAACACCCGCUUGAAAAAGCUGGAUGAAAAGGAGGACUUCAGUGCCAUAAUUCUAGCUGCUGCUGGACUGAGAAGGAUGGGCUGGGAGAAUCGUAUUGGUCAGAUCCUAAACCCUGAAGAUUGCCUUUAUGCUGUUGGGCAGGGUGCUUUAGCAGUAGAGGUCCGAGCUAGAGAUGAAGAGAUACUGGAUAUGGUAUCUGCCUUGCAUGAUGGGGAAACGGUGCUAUGCUGCAUUGCUGAGAGAGCCUUUAUGAGACACUUGGAGGGUGGAUGUAGCGUUCCUGUAGCAGUCAGUACCAUGCUGAAAGACUCUCAGUUGUAUUUGACAGGAGCUGUCUACAGCUUGGAUGGAUCAGAUACCCUGAAGGACACUAUGCAGACUGGUGUUAACUACCCACAGCAGAAUGAAGAGGGACCCAAUGAUGAUACACAGUAUGUUGGCAUCACUGCCAAGAACAUUCCUCGUCAUGCUCAGGAGGCCGCAGAGAAUCUGGGUGUUGAACUAGCCAGCUUACUGCUGAGCAAGGGUGCUAAGCGUAUCCUCAAUGUUGCAAGGCAGCUCAAUGAUGCCAGAUAAACUCCUCAUUCCCACCCACCAGCAGCUCUUGCAGUUGGCAUGAUUCCUGCAUGGUCAGAAGUUUGACAGAAA
Mauremys mutica (yellowpond turtle) is the source of this 2261-nucleotide messenger RNA. It is a transcript of the gene HMBS, whose product is annotated as hydroxymethylbilane synthase. Gene Ontology annotation, cellular component: cytoplasm. The transcript is spliced from 20 exons. Lineage: Eukaryota; Metazoa; Chordata; Testudines; Geoemydidae. Gene Ontology annotation, biological process: heme biosynthetic process. The record is from RefSeq and is a predicted model, not a curated record. Bases 33 to 2189 code for a protein of 718 amino acids. Gene Ontology annotation, molecular function: hydroxymethylbilane synthase activity; protein binding.